ACGACCAGAGGCAUUCUUACCAGAUGCCACCUCCGCUGGCUCCUUUCGAUGCGACGAAGCACCAGCUCUGCUCUGAGUACCUCCCGGACAUUCGAGCCACUCACCCUGUUCCUGAGUGUUAAAAAAACAGGCAGCAUACAGUGUAACAGAGGGGACUUCCAGCACAAUCCUGGGGAGCCACCAGAACCCCGAGGAGCUGGAAUGGAGCAACUCAUAGGGUCACUGGAGAGGAAGCUGCAGAGACCCCUACUGGCAAAGUCCCGUACUUUGCCCAGUAUUCCACAGUCCCCCACUGUCUCCAGAGUUCACCCCUCUGAUCUGAUUGGAGGGAGCCCUCCUCGAAGGAAAAACCCGCCUGCUGCCACCACCAACCCCACGGCCUGCACACUGCCAUCUGCAGGAGAGCUGUGGCGUUUGGAAGACGACAUGGAGAAUGAGAAUGAGCCUGAGAACGGCGGACGCACAGAGGCUCGGCCACGCUCGCAGUCACCCUUUUCUCACCUUCGUGCACGAUCCGCCUACCUGCGUAAGAGCGUCUCUGCCGAUGACAACCUCGACAUGGGCUCGGACUACAGUUCAGCCACCACUGUCGAAGAAACGGCAACACGCGGCAAGAGCAAGCUGAAGAGGAAGUUUAGUCUGGGCUCUGCUGACAGGAAGGACAAUCAGCAGAAGAAGUUAGAAUCCGGAAUUUCUAAGUUUACCCAUCGUCUCUCCUUGAAGGAGCGCUCCACCAAAGUAGACAAGGCUACUUUGAACAGACCUACGUCCUACAGGAGGCGAUCUCUUAGUGUGGACUGGGCUGAAACUGCCAAGAUGACCCAACCAAUGAGGGGGGACCAGGCUCACCAGCCAGCCCCAGUACGGAAGACAGUAAGCCUGUCCUCACCAAGUGCAGCUCGCCGUCUGUACCGCAACUUGUCUGGAAAGUUCCGCGUGGGUACCAACCCCCCUGCACUGGAGGACACUGUGGUGUCAGGUCGGGGAGGAGACAAAGAACGGCUGCGCAAAACCACUAUAGUAAGCCAGAGCGAGAGAUUUCAGAGUAAUGAAGCCCUCUUUGAGGCAGUGGAGCACCAGGAGCUGGAUCUGGUCCAGCUGCUUCUCUCCCAGUACAGUCUGGAAGAACUGGACCUCAACACCCCAAACAGUGAGGGCCUACUACCCCUCGACAUCGCCAUCAUGACCAACAACGUGCCCAUGGCCAAACUGUUGCUGCGAGCGGGUGCCAAAGAGAGUCCCCACUUUUUCAGUUUGGAGGGCCGAGCAGUGCAUUUGGCCACCUUGGUGCAGGAGGCUGAGCAGCGGGUGUCCGAGCUUCAGACCCAGGUUCACGGCGAGGGCCCCGCCGAGCGCGAGGGAUCGGACCGUGAGCGGCAGCUGAAGGCCUGGGAGGGGAGGCUGCAGCUCUUUCGGCGCAUGCAGACGGGGUUCCAGCACACAAACCCUCCAGAGGCUCCCACUGCAGUUCAUCUGUCAGUCAGCAGCAGCACUAGUCUCAGGGUGGACUUCCAGGAGCCGCUUUCUGUCAACUCUGCUGUGGUAACAAAAUACAAAGUGAGUUGGAGCUGUUCUCCCUCCUUCAGCCCUUUGCUUGGGGAGACGAUGGUGGAGGACAUCACUCUACUGCAGUGCAACAUUACUGGACUCACUUCUGGGACCUAUUAUUACGUUCAGGUGUCCGCCUACAACAUGAAGGGUUGGGGGCCUCCGCUAGUCUCCACGCCUGCCUGUGCUGCACCCUCCAGUUGGAGGGAAAUUGAUGGUUGUACGCCACGUCUGAAAGGCCAGAAGGAGGCACUCGACCAACUUCUUGACCAGAUUAAACAAGCUCAUCGCCAGUGUGUCUGCCAUGAACAGUGCAAAGCUCCAGCGCAAGGCAGGAAGCACUCGGUAUCAAAAAGCCUGCGCCACCUUUUCCAAACCAACAGCAAAUUUGUUAAAAGCUUGAAAAGGGGCCUCUAUUUAACAUCCAUAUUCUACAGAGAUGACAAUGUGUUGGUCACUCCAGAGGAUCAAAUUCCUAUUGUGGAAGUUGAGGAUUCCUACUCGAGUUCCCUCAUGCAGGACUUCCUCUGGUUCACAAAGGUAUCCUACUUAUGGGAGGAGAUUCCUUGGCUUCAGCAGUGUCUAAAUCCCUCCCAGUCAUCCUGUUCCUGUAUUCUGCAAACACGCUUAAAAAUGCUGCAGGCUGUCUCCCAACUACAGGGAAUGCUGGGAACUCAGGACUUGGGCCAGGUGUAUUUUGAACCAAUCAAAGACAAGCAUGGUAAUGCCCUCCUGGUGCUUUUGAAGGACAUGAAUGCCUGUACAAACCUAGAUGGAGUGCGCUGGACACAGCUUUGCAAACUCCAACGCAAGUCAAUCUCAUUGCCUGAAGAGCCCACCUCCUUGGACAUGCUUCUGAUGACACUCCACGAGAAGUUGGCGUACCACAGGCGGAGCAGGAAGUUGUUGUCUCCAGGCUUAUAUCUGGGCUACCUGAAGUUGUGUACUUCAGUGGAGCAGAUCAGAGCUCUGGUGCCUCAGAAACUACCCAAUGUCCUCUGUCACACCAAGAUUCGAGACAACAGCCACGUGUCCAGAGAGGAGUGGCAGUGGCUGCAGGCCCUCACCUCUUUGGAGGAGUCACUGGAAAUGGACAGUGAUGUACAUAGUGGUCCACAUCGCCUCCUUCAGGACCUCCGCAGUGCCAUCAAGGACCUGAUGGCCCACAUUAAUGUGCCAGGAAAUCAGGCACAAGAUUUCCGUAUCUACAGCCAGGAAGUCUUGGAGUUUGGGGAGAAAGUGUCUUUCCUGCUCCUCCUGCCACCAUCAGAUGAGGUUUGCACAGCCCCUGGUCAGAAUAACCCUUACUCCCCCCGCUCUGGCUUCCUCACCCUGCCUCUGCAGAUCUUUGAACUUGUCCACUUUCACACUUACUGUCCCAGUUUCAUCGGCCAGUAUUGCAGGGUGUCGGCCCUGCUCGAGCUGGAGUCCUUCAUGUCCCAGCAGGCACUGAGGGAGGCCUUCUCCGAAGAAGAGCUUCUCGCUGCGAAGAAGAAGCACCAACAGAUUCAGGAACACAUGCAGCAAAUGGAGGAGGUGUGGCGCGACGCAAGGUGGAUAAUGGAUGCCUUGCAAUAUGCCCGCUACAAGCAGCCAACAGGAGGCAUUUCCAUCAGCUGGAUAAUCGACUUCUCCAAGGAUGUGAUGCCUGACAAAUCUCCUUCCACCUCCUCCCAGCCGGAUUUCAUGCCCUCGCCCAUUCCUUCACCCGAAAUCUGCCACAAACAUUCAGAUUUUGCUGGACUGUCAGAUGAAGAGGGCUCCUCAGAGGUCUUCCUCACUACUGACAGUGACUACGACUCCAGCCGUGCCCAGAGCCCCCGUGAGCUGGACUUGCUGCCUCAUUCGCCCCUCUCAUCUUGUCCACCUCUGGAGCCUCGUGCUUUCCUGCGAAGCGAUGGGAGCACCACCAGUGGAGGGAUGGGUGUCGGGGGAAUUGGAUGUGGUGGUGGUGCUCUGAGGGAUUCCACUCCGGACGUCCUCCAAGCGUCAGAGCCGCAGCUCGGGAGAGAAGGUGAAAGGUGCGGAGGGGUUCGCUGCGGAAGGGAAAAACGGAGGGGGCCCCCCGAGCUUUUUGACAGUGACUUCAUCCUGCCGAGCAGGCAGAUCGAGCUGUUGCACAUCACGGAGAAGAGACAAGCCUUGUGCGUAAGAACCAGUAGCCUAGAGUUCCCGUCGACCACAUCAGCCCACCAUCAGCCUUACUCCCAACUACGUACUUGCACCUCACCCGCCUCUUCCCCUCAGCAGCGAUGGCACAGACCGUCGUCAGUGGAUCGCUGUUGCUCGGCUGAGCGCUGCGUACAACGGCUUCCGCCCAGUCGCACCUUGUCAGAAGACAGCGGCACCCAAAGGCUCUCCUCCCCAUCCUCCGUUGCCCCCAAGAAAGCCACGCUCAGAGUGUACCCACAGUACCGCACCGGUCUGCCCAAGGAGACCAGUGUUAAGCUAUGUGUUACUCCGGUUACGUCAGCGAAGGAGAUGGUCCAACUCGUGGUGCAGGAGGUGAAUGUUGUGUGCCGUCGUAUUUUUGGUGGCAGCGGCGAACAGGAGCAGUGUGUCUACUACAGCGCAGAGCAGUUAAAGCACUUUGGCCUGGUGUUGGUUGUGGAUAACAGAGAAAAGUGGCUCCAGGAUGAUUUCUGUCCCCUGGAGCUCCAGAACCCCUGGCAGAGGGGAAAACUUUGCGUUCGCAUUAAGGAGUACUCUCCCCUCGCGCUCAAAUACAGCCGAGCCACCACAGUCUGACCUUUGCAGGAGAGACUAAAGACUCAUGUCAGAGUUCGUUGC
This is a messenger RNA of Thalassophryne amazonica, 4338 nucleotides long. RefSeq names its product ankyrin repeat and fibronectin type-III domain-containing protein 1 (gene ankfn1b). Gene Ontology annotation, biological process: signal transduction; establishment of mitotic spindle orientation; regulation of establishment of bipolar cell polarity. Lineage: Eukaryota; Metazoa; Chordata; Actinopteri; Batrachoidiformes; Batrachoididae. The record is from RefSeq and is a predicted model, not a curated record. The transcript is spliced from 24 exons. Gene Ontology annotation, molecular function: protein binding. Bases 49 to 4296 code for a protein of 1415 amino acids. Gene Ontology annotation, cellular component: spindle.